Epinephelus lanceolatus (giant grouper) is the source of this 3352-nucleotide messenger RNA. RefSeq names its product kelch-like ECH-associated protein 1a (gene keap1a). The record is from RefSeq and is a predicted model, not a curated record. NCBI's taxonomy places the organism in Eukaryota, Metazoa, Chordata, Actinopteri, Perciformes, Serranidae. Gene Ontology annotation, molecular function: protein binding.
GCGUGUAUUCAGCAGGGUAACAGUUAUAUAAUAAUUCCUGCAUGUGUCCUACUUUGGCCGAGGUUCAGUUUCAGUUUGAGGAAUGCUUCUCCUGACUUGUUGCCAUCAUAGCAGCCUUUGGAUGAGUGCCCGUGGCGACGCAGAGCAGCAGCUCCGCACAUUACCGUGAACACAGAUCCGCUGGUUUCCUGACAGGGCGGAGAGCUUCAGCCAGCGGCCGGGGAAAGACCUCCUGCGGUCGGACAAGUCGAGCGGAAACUCCCUGAAGUGAUUUCGGAGCUUCUCUCAUGUGACAUGGAGUUUACCAGCUGCCAUUGAAGCCCUGCUCUGGGAUAAGCAUCACAACAGAAGGAAUCUCUGCCAGGAUACAUCUGAUUGUGCAGCUACACACAUUUGCCAACCACUUCCCCCUUUUUCCUGUGGAAAUUGUAGAGGACUCUCUGAAAUGUCAGAAUGGAUCACUUUCAAAAACCUGAAACCUGUAAAAUCUGGACCAGCAGCGAUUUAAUCAUCAUGGUUUGACUUGUACUUUUGGAACUGUCUGAUCCUGAUUCAAAGGCUGUCAGUCAUGUUGGAGCCCGGAUCUGUGGAUGAGGGAGUAUUAUGUGGUUCACCAUCAGUCUGCGAGUUUGUUUACCUGCCAUUUUUGUGCAGAGAAACAUAUGAGUUGAACGUAUUUUAUGUGGCAACUGGCUUCUUCUCUGGACUUCUUGCUCUGCCUGCUGGCUGUGGCGGGGAAUGGACAGUACCAUUACGCUGUCCACAUUCCUAAUACCCUGGGAAAUGUCUACUUACUGAAUGGACUUUUGUGUUAAAUUUGAGGCAAAAUGGAGGAACUCAGGACAUCUGCUCACUGGAGCCUGUACAAAGACCAAAGGAAUUUCCUCUGCUGAAAGUCUGACCCCAAUGGGAUAAGAACUAGCAACUCUGAACUGAACAAGACAGUUAGACUGAACAGGUAAUUACUGAGAAAAAAAAUUGGAAUACCUUUCUCCCAGAAUGCAUUGCCCUAUGAGGAAGAAACGCCCCACACGUGACUCUGAUUUCUCGGCUAUCGCAGUCCCCUCUAUGCACGGGUCUGGAUAUCUUGACUACACAGUUGAGACGCAUGCUUCCAAAUCCCUCGAGGUCAUGGAGGAGUUCAGGCGGCAGGAGAUGUUGUGCGAUCUCGUGCUGCACAUCACAUACAAGGAGAGGACAGUGGACUUCAAGGUGCACAAGGUGGUGCUGGCCUCCUGUAGCCCCUACUUCAGAGCCAUGUUCACCAGCAGCUUCAAAGAGUGUCGCGCCUCGGAGGUCACCCUGCGCGACGUCUGCCCCGAGGUGGUGGGAAGACUUAUUGACUUUGCCUACACCUCCCGCAUCACAGUGGGAGAGAAGUGUGUGCUGCACGUUCUUUUGGCUGCCAUGAGGUAUCAGAUGGAGGAUGUGGCCAAAGCGUGCUGCGACUUCCUCACUAAGCACCUGGAGCCUGCCAAUGUCAUCGGCAUCGCCCGCUUUGCUGAGGAGAUCGGCUGCACGGAGCUGCACCAGCGGAGUCGAGAGUACAUCAACACACACUUCAGUGAGGUGACUAAAGAAGAUGAGUUCUUCAGCCUGUCUCACUGCCAGCUGUUGGAGCUCAUCAGUCAGGACAGUCUCAAGGUGCUCUGUGAGUCUGAGGUGUAUAAGGCCUGCACUGACUGGGUGCGCUGGGAUAUGGAGGGCAGAGCCCAGUACCUGCAAGCCCUCCUGAAUGCGGUUCAUAUCUACGCCCUGCCUCCUAAGUUCCUAAAGAACCAGCUCCUGUCCUGCCCCAUCCUCAGCAAGGCCAACUCCUGUAAGGACUUCCUGUCUAAAAUCUUCCAGGAUAUGACAAUAAGGAAGCUGCCUCCUGCACCUAACCGUGGAACUCAACUCAUCUAUGUGGCUGGCGGAUACCGGCAGCAUUCACUGGCAACCAUGGAGGCUUAUGAUCCCAGAAGGAAUGUGUGGCUAAAACUGACUGACAUGGGGUCUGCGUGCAGUGGCCUGGGAGCCUGUACGCUGUUUGGACUGCUCUACACUGUCGGAGGCAGGAACCUGUCGCUCCAAAACAACACCGAGUCCAACGCCCUGUGCUGCUACAACCCGAUGACCAACCAGUGGAGCCAGCGAGCCUCCCUCAACAUCCCCAGGAACAGGGUCGGCGUGGGCGUAGUGGACGGCUGCAUCUACGCCAUCGGGGGCUCCCAGGGCUCCACGCAUCACAACACGGUGGAGAGGUGGGAUCCCGAGUCUAAUCGCUGGUCCUUUGUUUGCCCGAUGUCGGUGGCUCGUCUGGGUGCCGGAGUGGCGGCGUGUGGGGGGGUUCUGUAUGUGGUCGGGGGAUACGAUGGGCAGAGCCGCUGGAACACUGCUGAGAAAUACCAGCCGGACACGAACACCUGGAACCAGCUGGCACCUAUGAACACUAUACGCAGCGGACUGGGAUUGGUGUGUGUGAACUCUCACUUGUACGCCAUAGGAGGCUACGAUGGGCGGAACCAGCUGUGUUCGGUGGAGCGUUACAAUAUAGCCAGGAACCAAUGGGAGCCCAGGGCCUCCAUGCAGUACUGCCGCAGCGCACACGGAGUCACGGUCCACCAGGGGCGCAUCUUUGUCCUCGGAGGCUUUAACCAGCACGGCUUCCUGUCCAGUGUCGAGUUUUACUGUCCAGACAGAAACGAAUGGACGUGCGUCACCGACAUGCCCGUUGGACGCAGCGGCAUGGGCGUCGCUGUUACCAUGGAGCCCUGUCCCGGCAGCCUGCCUGAACAAGAGGAGGAUGAGGAAGGAGCCACAUGAGGAGGAGGAGGAUAAAAUCGGUGUGGUUAUGGUUCUACGUGGUGCUGCUUUUCAAGAGAGGGGUGAAGUGCAUUCAAUAAAGUAAACAUUCCAAUUUACGUCCCCGCUCUCGUGGAUCUGGUUGGUGUCGCCCCGCGGAGAACUGCAGGUAAAGUUUGUGUGGAAACACUGAAGGAGAAGAUUUCUACAUCAGCUCCGGGGACACGUGAUACAGAAAACAACAAGGUGCUACAGAAGUAAUCCCAAAUAAUGGUACUAUUUAAUUACUGUUGUUCCUCAGAAGUUUAUAAUCUCUAAGUGUUAUUUUUGUAAAUUUAAUGAAUGAAUGGCCUUCAGCAUCCUGAUUUCUAAUUCCUCUGUGUUGUAUCUCUACCUCUAUCUGUGUCUCUGUCCAAAUGAGCACUUUUCUGUUUGUGCCAAUAUAGUUUCACCCAGAACUGCCAAUUUUUUAUUUUAUUUUAUUGAUUUUUGUGUGUGUGUGUGUGUGUGUGUGUGUGUGUGUACUCACCAUAACUUGUGUUUCAGGAAAUAAAGUUAAUCAAGUGUA